AUGUCUGUAGGACGUGUCUUAGCACAUGUCUGUCUGUAGGAUGUGUUUUAGGACAUGUUUGUCUGUAGGACGUGUCUGUAGGAAAUGUUUGUCUGUAGGACAUGUUUGUCUGUAGGACGUGUUUGUAGGACAUGUUUGUCUGUAGGAUGUGUUUGUAAGACAUGUUUGUCUGUAGGAUGUGUUUGUAGGACAUGUUUGUCUGUAGGAUGUGUUUGUAGGACAUGUUUGUCUGUAGGACGUGUUUGUCUGUAGGAUGUGUUUGUAGGACAUGUUUGUCUGUAGGACGUGUUUGUAGGACAUGUUUGUCUGUAGGAUGUGUUUGUAGGACAUGUUUGUCUGUAGGACGUGUUUGUAGGACAUGUUUGUCUGUAGGACGUGUUUGUAGGACAUGUUUGUCUGUAGGACGUGUUUGUAGAACAUGUUUGUCUGUAGGACGUGUUUGUACGACAUGUUUGUCUGUAGGACGCGUUUGUAGGACGUGUUUGUAGGACAUGUUUGUUGGACGUGUCUUUCUGUAGGACAGGUGUCCUUCUGUAGGACAUGUUUGUCUGUAGUAUGUGUUUGUAGGACAUGUGUCUGUAGGACACGUCUGUCUGUAGGACAUGUCUGUCUCUAUGUUUCAGACUCGCAUGUUUUUUUUAUUAUUUGGAAAAAGUACUUCACUUUUAUUAAAAAACAUAAAUGUCUCUCACACUCAAAACUACGGGACAUGAUGUCCAUACUAUAAAGUCCAUUUGACCGUUCAUAGAUUAAAACAAAACACAUUUGUUUUUUAUAAGUGAAGACUCUUUGUGUCUUUAGUCAAAGUCUAAACGCUGACGUUGUCUCCCGUCAUGUCCUGUUUGACGGAGCAGAGGUUUGUCUUCUGUCUGUCCCCUCUCUAACCUCAGAGUGUUCAGGAGACAGUCUGAGGCGUCCACCACUGUCAUUCUGUGUCCCUCUGCCUGGUCCAAGUCCACCAGCGUGAUGGUCAGGAUGCUGCUCCUCAGCGCCUCCUGCUGGCUGCUGGUUGUCACAGGCUGCUGCGAGGACGAUGUCUUCAAGACGCAGGAGGAGCAAGAACUGAUAGAAGCUCUACAGGAAGUUCUGGAGAAGUUAAAGAGCAAACAGCUACCGUCCACAGAGAAGAAACUGGGCUGGCUUCCUUCAUGUGACAUGGGACAGCAGUGUGCGUUGCGUAAAGGUUCCAGGAUUGGGAAACUGUGUUCGUGUCCCGGAGGAACUGUGUGUAACUUCAACGUCCUCAAAUGUGUGUAGAGCUGAGAGACAAACUCCUUCCAAAUAAAGGCAGGUUUUUAAAAAGUCCACUUGUCUUUGUUGACUUCCUGUUUGUCUUCUCUGUGUCUCAGGCUGGUUGUGAGCAGCAGGGGGUGCUCACAGCACAGUCACUGCCUCCUGUUUUUAUUUCAAUGUUUUUGAUUCAUUACUUUUCUCUAAACAUGUUUGUCAUCACAGAGUCACAGGUAUGUCCUCGUCCAAUCAUGUCUUCAGUCACUGUGUUUGUCUCUGUCUCAGUGUGUGUGUGUCUCUGUCUCUGUGUGUCU
Messenger RNA from Solea solea (common sole), 1544 nucleotides. Its product is annotated as cocaine- and amphetamine-regulated transcript protein-like. The coding region runs from base 967 to 1257 and encodes 96 amino acids. Lineage: Eukaryota; Metazoa; Chordata; Actinopteri; Pleuronectiformes; Soleidae. Gene Ontology annotation, biological process: negative regulation of appetite; positive regulation of MAPK cascade; cellular response to starvation. Gene Ontology annotation, molecular function: neuropeptide hormone activity. The record is from RefSeq and is a predicted model, not a curated record. The transcript has 4 exons.